AUAACGUAAACAACACCAAUUUCACAGUACGUUAGCUGGUGUGUUUUAUCUACACAAUGGAACUAGCUAGCUAGUAUUCGUAAUUUACACCGUUUAACAAAUUAAACAAUGCUACCUAGCUUGUAUCAAAACAUAAACCCAACCGUUUUUAUGUUCAGUCAAUAAAGCUAUAAAACUCCUCGUUUAUCAACGACGACUGUUUUUAGCUGCAAGUAUGUCAUUUCUUGUGGACUCAAUUAUCAUGUUCACCUCUCAGGUGCUGUUCUUCGGAUUUGGGUGGCUUUUCUUCAUGAGGCAACUGUUCAAAGAUUACGAGGUUCGUCAAUAUGUUGUGCAAGUGGUCUUCUCCGUCACCUUUGCGUUUUCCUGCACAAUGUUUGAGCUCAUUAUCUUUGAGAUACUGGGUGCCCUAAGCAGCACCUCUAGGUACUUUCACUGGAAACUCAACCUGUAUGUUAUCUUACUGGUUCUCAUUUUUGUGGUGCCUUUCUACAUUGGUUACUUUGUGGUUAGCAACAUACGACUGCUGCAGAGACAGAAGCUGCUCUUUGCCUGUGUCGUAUGGUUCACUUUCAUGUAUUUCUUCUGGAAGUUGGGUGACCCCUUUCCCAUCCUCAGUCCCAAACACGGGAUCCUGUCCAUUGAACAGCUGAUCAGUCGAGUGGGGGUGAUUGGAGUCACACUCAUGGCCUUGUUGUCUGGCUUUGGUGCAGUCAACUGUCCUUAUACCUACAUGUCUUACUUCCUGAGGAAUGUGACAGACAGUGAUAUCCUGGCCCUGGAACGGAGACUGCUCCAGACUAUGGACAUGAUCGUCAGCAAGAAGAAGAGAAUCGCCAUGACGCGGAGGCAGAUGUACCAGCGCGGGGAGGACCAGAACAAGCAGACGGGAUUCUGGGGGAUGAUCAAAAGUGUCACUUCCUCUCCUCCGGGCAGUGAGAAUCUGUCUCUAAUCCAACAGGAAGUGGAUGCUCUGGAGGAGCUUAGCCGACAGCUCUUCCUGGAGACGGUGGACCUGCAAGCCACUAAGGAAAGGAUAGAGUACUCCAAAACAUUUCAGGGAAAAUACUUCAACUUCUUGGGAUACUUCUUCUCCAUCUAUUGUGUCUGGAAAAUAUUUAUGGCCACCAUCAACAUUGUCUUCGACCGCGUAGGCAAGACAGACCCUGUAACGCGCGGGAUUGAGAUAACGGUCAACUACCUGGGCAUCCAGUUUGAUGUGAAAUUUUGGUCUCAGCACAUAUCCUUCAUUCUGGUUGGCAUCAUCAUCGUCACGUCCAUCAGAGGUCUACUGAUUACGCUUACCAAGUUCUUCUAUGCCAUUUCCAGCAGCAAGUCCUCCAAUGUCAUAGUGCUGGUGCUGGCUCAGAUUAUGGGUAUGUACUUUGUCUCGUCUGUGCUGCUCAUGCGUAUGAGCAUGCCCCUUGAGUACCGCACCAUUGUGACCGAGGUCCUGGGGGAGCUGCAGUUUAACUUCUACCACCGCUGGUUUGACGUCAUCUUCCUGGUCAGCGCCCUGUCCAGCAUCCUCUUUCUCUACCUGGCACACAAGCAGGCUCCCGAGAAGCACAUGAACUUGUGACCUCAUCACCGGACCCAUGUUGUUUUCUUCAUUUUUUUUUUUUUUUUGGGGAGCAGUUUAUUUGUGCAGUUCGGUGAAGACUGUGCCACACCUCACGGCUCCUGAAUCAGGAGUGUGUGUGUGUAUGUGUAUGUGUGUGUGCGCGCGAGAAUGAGGUUUACUUGUCUUGCCAUAUGACAAGUUGAAUAUGGAAGUCACUUUUUAAAUUGCUGAAGAAUUGAAUGUUCAACAGUGGGAUUGGAAGGCGAAUUGAGUGCACUCUCAGACCUAAUUGUCCAGCUUCUCCAGGGACACCGUGGAACUUUUCCGGCGUGUUCCCACAGCACGCUCGGCAGUAGUUUGGGAUUUGGUACAGUGCCUGAGUUGACUGACCGUCAACGGCCGUCUGUUCAUCUGUGCCCUCAUGUGCAUCUUUCUGUCCCCCCCCGGCCAUCAUGGCGGUGGGCUACUGGACCGUGUGGGGCCUUCUGCACAGCUGGAAUUGUCACAUUAUUAUGGGGCCCACAUCUGGGAAGGCUACAGACAUUCCACUGGUGGCCUUGCUGUCCAGAGCUAUCGGGGAUUGGGCUUCUCGACUCCAGGUCCUGAGGGCUGCAGUGUGUGCAGGGAUUUAUGCUGCCCAUGCACUACACCACCUGAUUUCACCAAUUACUUUGAGGAAGUGAAGUAAUUGGUGAAAUCAGGUGGUGUAGUACAUGGCUGGAGCAAGUACCUGCAGAGAAUGCAGUCCUCAGGACCUGGAGUCGAGUAGCCCAGCGAUAGAUUGUGUUUUUGUUUUAACCGCAGAUGUACAGGAUGCCUGACAGGUCUGGUUUUUCCUUGUUGUUUGUGCAUGUUAAUACAGUGUUCCAAGUUUGAAAGCCCUCGACCAACCAAGCAUUGACUGGGUCAUUGUUUAUUGGGAUGUCCUUGUUUAUUGGGAUAGUGCAAUUAAAAUGAUUUAGCCAUCUAUUUUAUCUGAAGACAAGAGGACGCAAAAGAACAAUAUGCACCAUAUCCUAUCAAAUUUCACUUUGCUUAUUCUAAAUUUUCAGCAACAUGGAAGCGAAGAGUUAAAGAUAUAUUUGCUUUCGAGGCCGGGCAUAUGGGACAGCCUGGAUUAUUCAGCAGUUGCCAUAGAAAAGCUUGUCUGUUCAUUAUUCAACAGAUUGUAGUGCUUUAGGCAGUUGGAGGGGAAAAGCAGAAUGAGCAGUCUUGUUUCAUUAAAAUCUUUUCUAUUCUAAGCCUCAUAACACUUCAGCUGAUUAUCAGCGCCUGACACCUUUUCACUCAGUGUUGAAAUAAAGACAUUAAUUUCAUGCCGAGAUCCGUUAACAAUGGGACGUAGUUUAAUUAUCGUGGGUUAUUGCUUGGGAAGGACAGGCAUGAUAUCAGCUGAAGAACAGCUGCUGAUCAAACCCAGCGAUAGGCAUUUGCAUGCCUUGGGGCUCUGCACAAAUAUGAUAUGGCUCACGCUUGAACAUUGAUAUUCUUGUACAGAUUCUAGAGGGCACAUGAAUAAAUGAAAAUUGUUUUGAUGAAAA
Molecule: messenger RNA, 3105 nt
Organism: Conger conger (European conger)
Lineage: Eukaryota; Metazoa; Chordata; Actinopteri; Anguilliformes; Congridae
Gene: gphra
Product: Golgi pH regulator
Exons: 14
Coding region: 215-1582 (455 amino acids)
Biological process (GO): intracellular pH reduction
Cellular component (GO): Golgi cisterna membrane
Molecular function (GO): voltage-gated monoatomic anion channel activity
Source: RefSeq, a predicted model, not a curated record